Solanum stenotomum is the source of this 1295-nucleotide messenger RNA. Its product is annotated as autophagy-related protein 3. NCBI's taxonomy places the organism in Eukaryota, Viridiplantae, Streptophyta, Magnoliopsida, Solanales, Solanaceae. The transcript is spliced from 10 exons. Gene Ontology annotation, cellular component: cytosol; cytoplasmic ubiquitin ligase complex. Gene Ontology annotation, biological process: nucleophagy; autophagosome assembly; autophagy of mitochondrion. The coding region runs from base 141 to 1085 and encodes 314 amino acids. Gene Ontology annotation, molecular function: Atg8-family ligase activity. The record is from RefSeq and is a predicted model, not a curated record.
AAACCUAACGAUAGCAAUAAUCAUCCCAAAGAAGCUCAACAGGUCGUCUUUUCUGUGAACCCCAGGAAAGUGUAGAAAAGACGGAAGCUGUUUGUGUAUAACGCUUGGAUCGAUCAUCAAAACUGAUUCUCCUACAAUAUAUGAUGGUGUUGUCACAUCUUCACGGAGCAUUCAAGGAUACGGUGGAGAGAAUCACUAGCCCUCGUACCGUCUCUGCUUUCAAAGAAAAAGGCGUUCUCAGCGUCAGCGAAUUCGUCAUAGCUGGCGAUAAUCUUGUCUCCAAAUGCCCUACCUGGUCUUGGGAAUCAGGUGAGUCUAGUAAGAGGAAGUCUUAUUUACCAUCAGACAAGCAAUUCUUGAUAACUAGAAAUGUUCCUUGUCUGAGAAGAGCUGCAUCAAUAGAGGAAGAAUAUGAGGCUGCUGGAGGUGAAGUUCUUCUUGAUAAUGAGGACAAUGAUGGCUGGCUGGCAACUCAUGGCAAACCAAAAGAAAACAAUGGUGCUGAGGAUGAUAAUUUGCCAUCUAUAGACGCAUCAGAAAUCAACAAAAAGAACACUAUCCAGUCAAUCCCAUCAUACUUUGGAGGCGAGGAAGAGGAGGACAUACCUGACAUGGGAGAGUAUGAGGAAGCUGACAAUCUUAUAGAAACAGACCCGGCUACCCUUCAGACUACAUAUCUUGUGGCCAAUGAGCCUGAUGAUGACAACAUUCUAAGAACACGAACCUAUGAUGUCAGCAUCACGUAUGACAAAUAUUAUCAAACACCUCGUGUGUGGCUCACUGGAUAUGAUGAGUCAAGGAUGCUUUUGCAACCAGAACUCGUACUUGAAGAUGUCAGUCAAGACCAUGCACGCAAGACGGUGACCAUUGAAGACCAUCCACAUCUUCCAGGGAAACAUGCUUCUGUGCAUCCUUGCCGACACGGUGCUGUGAUGAAGAAAAUUAUUGAUGUUUUGAUGUUGAGAGGAGUUGAACCCGAAGUUGACAAGUAUCUUUUCCUGUUCUUGAAGUUUGUGGCUUCGGUUAUUCCAACGAUUGAAUAUGAUUACACCAUGGACUUUGAUCUUGGUAGCAGUAGCACCUGAUUUGCAGUCAACUUCCUUCGAUAGAUGCUGGCAUAUAACAUGUCAACCAGUCAAAUACUCUAAUGACAAUACCUAUUUAUAAAUAGUACAGUGUUUAUAAACGAUCUUCUAGAAAUGUGGAGCAUGCAUGAUGAAUUGUCAGCAUGGCUUGUUUAUUUUGUAUAUUAACAAAGAAUUAAGGUUAUUCAAGUUUGCACUUUGCACGAUCCA